Messenger RNA from Sphaerulina musiva SO2202, 2937 nucleotides. Its product is annotated as SNF2_N-domain-containing protein. Gene Ontology annotation, biological process: reciprocal meiotic recombination; double-strand break repair via homologous recombination. Gene Ontology annotation, cellular component: nucleus. Gene Ontology annotation, molecular function: DNA translocase activity; ATP binding; ATP-dependent chromatin remodeler activity. Bases 1 to 2937 code for a protein of 978 amino acids. The transcript has 3 exons. NCBI's taxonomy places the organism in Eukaryota, Fungi, Ascomycota, Dothideomycetes, Mycosphaerellales, Mycosphaerellaceae. The record is from RefSeq and is a predicted model, not a curated record.
AUGAAGCCAUUCAAGCCGCCGACGUUGGUCAAUCGGCCACCACAGCCAGUUUCAAAAACAUCUUCCCACUUCAGUCAGCCGCCACCGGCCAAGAGACGGCGCAUCAGCGAGGACGACGAAGAUCGCUUGGAGACUGCGAUUGUAGCCGCCAAGGUGCUCAAGAAACCAGCCCCAUCUCAGAGAUUCCAGGCUCCCACAGUCCGAACUCCUUUGACUGCUGUGGCGAACGGUUCGUCACAAGGCAGCUCUGGUCAUGACCACAUCCAGGAGAGCUUCUUCGUGGUGGUGUGGCGAAAGUUCACAACGAAAAAGAACAAGACUUGGGAUGGUGACGGCGUGCUAUCAGUCAGGGGUACACAAGCAAAGCUGCAGGACAUUACAGGAAAGGAAUACGGGCGUGGCACCUGCAAAGGACCGCUCAUGGUAGGCUCUGAAAUGUCCAUUUGCGGGAAAGAAAUCGAAGUCGAAUCGAUGAUAUCGAAGGACGACUACACGUCUGGUCGCGUUUUCUUGGGAAAUGCAAAGGCUGUCAAGAGUGCGCCGGAGCUUACACUCCAGGAGAUCAACGAGACCAAGCGCGUUACGAACAAGGAACAAGCAAAGUUUAAGAAGCUUGCUCUAACCCAGAAAGAGACACAUCUCAAGCCCUCAUUUACAACCACUGCGAGCAAGGCAGGUUUCAAAGCACCCCUACUGCAGAAUCAUGUUCAGAUUUCCGACAAGCAUGCCAACAGGCCGACUCCGCGCCACAAUCCGGAUGCCCCAAACGCCUUGAUCAUGCGACGUCCAAGUGGCGUACCGAAGGGCAAGCAGAUUGUCGAUGUUGUUGUCGAUCCGCUCCUGACACGAUCACUCCGGCCGCAUCAGCGCCAGGGCGUUCAGUUUAUGUACGAGUGCGUGAUGGGCAUGAAGGACUAUGACGGCGAAGGUGCAAUUCUCGCAGACGAAAUGGGACUGGGCAAAACACUUCAAACUAUUGCACUUUUGUGGACGCUGCUGAAGCAAAACCCAAUUGCCGACGCUCCUCCUGUAAUCAAGAAAGCAUUGAUUGUUUGUCCGGUCUCACUUGUCAAGAACUGGCACAAGGAGUUCAAUAAGUGGCUCGGAAAUGACCGCAUUGGAGUCUACAUGGUGGAGAAUGGCAAGAUGCGACUCACCGAUUUCACUAAAGGCAAAGCAUAUCAUGUCAUGAUCAUUGGCUAUGAAAAACUUACCAAGGUUCAAAAGGAGCUGCAAGGCGCAUCUGGCAUUGACAUCGUCAUAUGCGACGAAGGUCAUCGUUUGAAAACGAGCACCAAUAAAGCUGCAAGUGCCAUCAAGACUCUCAGCACCGAGCGUCGAGUCAUCUUGAGCGGCACGCCGGUCCAGAACGAUCUUGCGGAGUUUUACACGAUGGUCGAUUUUGUCAAUCCUAACAUCCUGAGCAAGUACACGACCUUCAAGCGAGAAUUCGAGACUCCCAUCAUGAAGUCGCGCCAGCCAGGCGCAGCGGAAAAGGACUUGGAGAAGGGUGAGGCCCGUAGCGAAGAGCUUGCCAAUCUCACUGGCAAGUUCAUCUUGCGCCGCACAGCCGAAAUCCUGGACAAGUAUCUGCCACCAAAGACGGAAUAUGUCGUCUUUUGCAGGCCUACCGAUGCACAACGCCAGAUCUACCGCACCAUCAUCAGUACACAGGCAUUCGCCACUGCUCUGAACUCUCCUGCCGUUAGCCUCGAGCUGAUCAUGAUCUUGAAGAAGGUCUGUAACAGUCCUUCCCUGCUGCUUGGGACGAACGUCAAGGGCGAGGAGAUAAAGCGACCUGAGUUCAUCGAGGGCAUACCACGAAAACUGCUCAGUACACCGGCAGCCUCUGCAAAGAUCCAGGUGCUCGAUGAACUUUUGGUUAAGAUCAAGAAUGAAACAGAUGACAAAGUUGUCUUGGUGAGCAACUACACUUCGACAAUGGACAUUCUGGCUGCACUCAUCACAUCGCUCGGCAUGAGCUAUCUUCGUUUAGACGGAAGUACACCCCAAUCAAAGCGCCAGGACAUGGUUGAUCGCUUCAACAGAUCAUCGCAGAGCAAUUCGUUCAUCUUCUUGCUGUCUGCGAAAGCCGGCGGCACCGGGAUCAAUUUGAUCGGAGCUUCCAGACUGAUUAUGUAUGAUCUGGACUGGAACCCAGCGCUGGAUCUUCAGGCAAUGGCUCGUAUUCACAGAGAUGGACAGAAGAAGCCGUGCUUCAUCUAUCGUUUCGUGACCCAGGGUGCCAUGGACGAGAAGAUCUUCCAGCGACAAGUCACCAAGACUGGACUUGCAGACAGCAUUGUCGAUGGCAAAGCUGCAGCCAGUGGUUUCUCAACUGCGGAGCUGCGUGACUUGUUCUCGCUAGACGAAGAGGACGACUGCCAAACUCACCGACUUUUAGGCUGCGAAUGUGAGCGUAACGGCCUUCCAAUCUCCGAGGCAGUGGAAGAAAAGGUCAUUGAGCACAUUAGCAGGAAUGAUCUUGCUGCACUGAACAUGGAAGAAGUUGAGGUGCUCCACCUCGAGAACAGCGACGACGAACAAGUCUAUGUGCCGAAAGCAAUCACAAGCACACUCGCCAAUGUGGAUCGGGACGCGCAAGAGGCUGAGUUGAAGCGCAAAGCCAAAGACAAUCGUGACUCUUCUGGCAAAGCGAAGAUGCUGAGUCUUAUGCAAUAUACACACUUCGACACGUCCUUGGCAAACGAGAUGGAGCCUCCUCACCGCAAGGGCUGGGAUGACGAUGAGAGCGAUGGUAUGACUGAUGGCGCAGCCGACGUCUCUGCAAUCAGCGUCAUUGACACGGCGAUCGAAGACGUCUGCUUGCAGAAGGUCAUUCGUGACACGGCGCCAAGGAUCGGCUUCGUGAUGACCAAGAUGGGCACCUCACGAAGCGACGAUGAGAGUAAACAAGAGGUCUUGAAGGAGGUAUAG